Molecule: messenger RNA, 2697 nt
Organism: Rhagoletis zephyria (snowberry fruit fly)
Lineage: Eukaryota; Metazoa; Arthropoda; Insecta; Diptera; Tephritidae
Source: RefSeq, a predicted model, not a curated record
AUGGAGUUCAUUAAGAGUGGCUGGAAGACGGUCGUCGGCGCUCCAACUGACGGCGACGAUGACAGCAAUCAGCAGCAAAAUGUCGCCGAAACGGUGGAGAAGCUCGUGGAGAGGGUAGAAACGUCGACGCUACUUGAAGACCGUCGCGAUGCCUGCCGGGCGAUUCGCUCUCUUUCCAAGACAUAUCGCCUUGAAGUCGGUGCUCAAGCGAUGGACGCUCUGAUGUUUGUCCUGCAAAAUGACUCGAGUGACAGUGAAAUAGUCACCUACGCUUUGGACUCCUUGCUCAACGUCAUCGGCAACGAAGACGGCCCAGAAGGUGCGCCACUCAGCCCCGGCAGUCUUGAUCUGUGCGUGCAAUUCACCGAAAUCUUCAUCAAGCGAAAGGAAAAUGUUCAGCUUGUCCUUGAUCUUCUGCCGGAGUUUGAUUUCAAAAUUCGCUUUCCGUCAAUCAAACUGCUUCAUGCACUGUUGAAGAAUAAGCUUCGAGAGUGUCAGGACUGCAUUCUUACACAUCCAAUGGGCAUCUCCCGAAUGAUGGACCUUCUUCUCGAUCCUCGAGAAGUCAUUCGAAACGAUGCACUGCUAUUGUUGGUGUUUCUAACUAAAAGCAACGCAAACAUUCAGAAGAUUGUCGCUUUUGAGAAUGCAUUUGACCGCAUUCUGGAAAUCGUCUCAAAUGAAGGCUACAGUGAUGGCGGAGUUGUCGUAGAGGACUGCCUAUCUAUUUUACUCAACCUUCUCAAGAUGAACACCUCUAAUCAGAAUUACUUCAAAGAGGGAAACUACAUUCAGCGGUUACUACCCUUCUUCGACAUUCCAUUCGACGUUACUUGGAAUCCUCAAAAAAUCAGCAAUAUUCUUCUAAUGUUUAAAGUCAUUCGCGGUCUCGUUUCACCGAGCAAUCCACUACAAGUGACUAAUUCCUGUCAAAAAGUGAUGAACCAAAGUGGAGUCCUCCAGAAGCUGUGCACCAUUCUCCUGUCGAAUGGAAUUCCGGCUGAAAUUCUUACAGAGACAAUAAACUGCGUCGCCGAGGUGAUUCGAGGAAAUCAACAAAAUCAAGAGUAUUUCAGUCGCGUGAAUGCGCCCAUUGAGCCACCAAGACCGGUGAUUGUCAUUCUGCUAAUGUCGAUGAUCAACGAGAAGCAGCCGUUCGAGUUGAGAUGUGCCGUACUGUACUGCUUUCAGUCCUUUCUCUACAAAAACGAGCUCGGUCAAGCGCAAAUAGUGGAGACACUUUUGCCCUCAACUAGCGAUGCCAUACUCGACGUGUCUGCUGGCCAGCUGCUGUGCAGUGGCUUCUUCAGCAACGACAUUCUUUCCAACUGGUUCGUCGCUGUGGCGCUAUCGCACACCCUAGUGCACAACGUCACCCAGAAGGAGCAACUGCUGAGAGUGCAGCUGGCCACUGAUGGCAACAACCCGCCCACCUCGCUCUUGGCCUUCUGCUCGAGUCAGCUGCAGAAGGGCGGCCACCACCAGCGCCGCAUCAGUCUGCUGAUGCUGCUCGCCAUGUGGCUCUCCAACUCAGCCGUGGCAGUGUCCAACUUUCUCUCCAUUCCAACGAACAUUCCCUAUCUGACGUCGCAGGUGGGCCUGGUCGAGGGUGACGAUGUGGAGGUGCUGCUGCAAGGGCUCUGCGCCUUCCUCCUUGGCAUUUGCAUCUGCUACAAUGACAACUCUGUUCCCAGUUUUACCAAGGAUGACUUGUGCAAGCUCAUUCAAAAUCGAAUUGGCGUCGACGUUUUCACCGAAAAGCUGGCGUCCAUUGCAAAGAAUGAAAAGUACAGCCACGCACUGCAGAAGCCCUAUCUGGAUCACUUUGUGAAGAACAAUGACAUCAUCUUUGACUUUGAGUUUUGCAAUCUCUUUAAGCUUCAGGAGGCGAACAUACUGAAAGUUGUUCACCCUUCCAGCGACAGUGGCCAUGGCGGUCCAGAGUCCAACCUUACCAGUGAAGACCACAAGUUGCUGGUGCAGUACAAGGAACUGAUUCGCGAGCAGGACAUUCAGCUGGUGUCAAUGCGUAAGCACCUGGUCUCCCUGCAGACGGAAAAUGACUCUAUGAAGGCUCAAUUGGUCGAGCGACAGUCUGUUGAGCAGCAACUUCGUGAUCAGAUUGCCCUGCUUAAGACUCAUCAACUAAAUUCUAUGCGUCUCGGUGAGCCUUCUGGUUCGCUGGCAGGCGUCGGCAAUCAAAGCGUCAACGGUGAGACGCAGUCUGUGGCCUCAGUGGACGCUGCACAGUACGACUAUCUAAUCAAUGAGAACCGCCGAUUGCUGGGCAUCAUUGACCAGUACAAAUACUGGGAGAGCACCUACGCUGCUGCCUAUGCUAAUGCGACUGCAGCUGCUGCUGCGGCCAACAACAACACCAACAACAAUAGCACCAGUGCCCAGGAAGUAGCAGGCACUGUUAAUGGAGGAGGGCUGCCCAACGGAAUCGACGGCCAAUUUCCGGAGCAACAUCCUGCUUGUGCUGGUGGGCAAACACAGACUGCUGGAGUGCAGUGCGCAGCGGAAACUGUGAACUCUGGUGAAGAGGUGACUCGACUGCGAAGUGAAUUGGAGAACAUUCGCAAAGAGCACGAUGACCUGACCAGUGUGCUCGCCGAUCAGAACAUGAAGAUGCAGCAGUAUGAGCAGCAGCUCAAGGAUGAUUCGGCUCAACGUGUAAGUAGAUGUCGAGUUUAG